UUUGGGAAUCUGAUUAUGAUGAUGAACUCAAGGCGCUAAAUCGGAACAGUUUCAGCUUUCUCAAGAAAGACUCAUACUUUAUUAUUUCAGUCGUGAAGAAUCUGUUCUUGAAAUAUCGAAAAUUGCGAGGGUUUCUCUAGUUUCAGCUUAUAAAUCACCAAAGAGGCUUUUGGAAGAGAAGCUCAUAUCUUUCUUGGAGUCAUGUAAAACCCAGAAACAGCUUCUUCAAAUCCAGUCACAAACUGUAAGUCACGAGUUAGCACAUAAUGAUUACGUCGGUCCGAGAAUCGUUGCCGCUUGUUGCCGAAUCACGAGGAUUGGUUACGCACGCCAGGUGUUCGACGGAAUCUCUCAACCGAAUGUUUCUGUUUGGAACGCUAUGUUCAAUGGGUGUGAUAGCAUUGGCGAAUAAGGUGUUUUGUGAGAUGGUUGAGAAAAAUGUGGUUACUUGGACUUUGAUGAUCAAUGGAUAUCUUUUGAAGAAGGACUUAGUCUCUGCUCGACGCUUUUUUGAUUUGUCGCCUGAGAGAGACAUUGUGUUGUGGAACACUAUGGUAUCUGGUUACAUUGAAAUGGGGAAUAUAGUGGACGCUAGGAGUCUUUUUGAUCAAAUGCCCUGUAGGGAUGUCAUGUCGUGGAAUACGAUUUUAGAGGGUUAUGCAAAUAUUGGAGAUAUGGAAGCAUGUGGAAGGGUUUUUUAUGAAAUGCCAGAGAGAAAUGUGUUCUCUUGGAACGGUUUGAUCAAGGGUCUGGCUCAAAAUGGGAGGGUUUCUGAAGUGUUGGAUUAUUUUAAGAGAAUGGUAGAUGAAGAGGAUGUUGUCCCUAACGACGCAACAUUGACUUUAGUACUGUCAGCUUGUGCAAAGUUAGGAGCUCUUGAUUUCGGGAAAUGGGUACAUCAGCAUGGAGAGAGUCUUGGGUAUAAUAAGGUAGAUGUAAACGUUAAGAAUGCUUUGAUUGAUAUGUAUGCAAAAUGUGGAGCUAUAGAGCUAGGUAUGGAAGUCUUCAAAAGCAUAAAGAGAAGAGAUUUGAUAAGCUGGAAUACGAUGAUCAAUGGUUUAGCUGCACAUGGACAUGGAACGGAGGCCUUAGAUUUAUUCCAUGAGAUGAAAAACUGCGGAAUUAGACCUGACAAGGUCACAUUCGUCGGUGUUUUAUGUGCCUGUAAACACAUGGGUUUGGUUGAAGAUGGCUUGGCUUAUUUCAAUUCCAUGAUUACUGAUUUCUCAGUCACGCCUCAGAUUGAGCAUUGUGGUUGUGUAGUGGAUUUACUAUCUCGGGCUGGAUUUUUAACACAAGCUGUUGAGUUUAUUAACAAGAUGCCGGUAAAAGCUGAUGCUGUUAUAUGGGCUACUCUACUUGGAGCUUCAAAGGUUUAUAAGAAGGUGGACAUUGGGGAACUUGCUCUUGUAGAGUUGAUCAAGCUUGAACCAAGAAACCCAGCUAAUUUUGUGAUGCUCUCAAACAUAUAUGGAGAACUAGGAAGAUUUGACGAUGUUGCAAGGCUAAAAGUUGCAAUGAGAGACACAGGCUUUAAGAAAGAAGCAGGUGUAAGCUGGAUUGAGACUGAUGAUGGUUUAGUGAAGUUUUAUUCUUCGGGAGAAAAGCAUCCUCGAACAGAGGAACUACAGAUGAUCUUGAGAGACCUGAAGAGCUUCAACAUCCUUGUUGAUGACGAAGACGAACUUCAAGAACAGUUUAUAUAAUCUUAUAGAAAGCGAUUUUGUCCAGAUUGGACUAUUUAACCUAGUUUUCAUAUUAAUAUCCGAGGCUAUCCUCUCCCGCAUGCCAUUGCAUAUACUGCAAAGUGCAAGAGAGUCUCAAGAAUUGUCCUUGCAAGGUUGUGUACUUUUAUAGGAACUUGAAAGACAAUGUUGAGUGUUGGUGUCUCUUUGCUGUAACUCCGGAUUCAAAAGCUUGGCAACAGAAAGCAGGUCAUAUAAAAAAGAUCGUUUGUAUA
Molecule: messenger RNA, 1960 nt
Organism: Capsella rubella
Lineage: Eukaryota; Viridiplantae; Streptophyta; Magnoliopsida; Brassicales; Brassicaceae
Product: pentatricopeptide repeat-containing protein At3g29230
Exons: 2
Coding region: 267-1706 (479 amino acids)
Biological process (GO): RNA modification
Molecular function (GO): protein binding; RNA binding
Source: RefSeq, a predicted model, not a curated record